Molecule: messenger RNA, 619 nt
Organism: Trichoplusia ni (cabbage looper)
Lineage: Eukaryota; Metazoa; Arthropoda; Insecta; Lepidoptera; Noctuidae
Gene: Dad1
Product: dolichyl-diphosphooligosaccharide--protein glycosyltransferase subunit DAD1
Exons: 2
Coding region: 86-424 (112 amino acids)
Biological process (GO): protein N-linked glycosylation
Cellular component (GO): membrane; oligosaccharyltransferase complex
Source: RefSeq, a predicted model, not a curated record
GUCAACAGCCAAACGUCAACUAUUUCCUGAAACAGAUCAGAGUCAUACAUCCAUUAUACAAGCUACAACGAUUUAAUAAUACAAAAUGACCUCCUUAACGUCCGUAAUUCCGAAACUGUAUCAGGAAUAUUCAACUAAAACACCUAAAAAGUUGAAAAUAAUCGACGCGUAUCUAUUUUAUAUAUUUUUGACCGCUGUGAUACAGUUUGUGUAUUGCUGCCUUGUCGGCACUUUUCCGUUCAAUUCUUUUCUGAGCGGGUUUAUUUCAACAGUCAGUUCUUUCGUUCUUGGAGUUUGUCUUCGCUUGCAAGUGAAUCCAGAGAACAAGAAUGAAUUCCAGGGUCUAAGUGCAGAGCGUGGUUUCGCAGAUUUCAUAUUUGCUCAUCUUGUAUUGCAUAUUGUUGUUAUCAAUUUUAUAGGAUAAUAAUAUUCUGUGGAUUACACUACUAAUGGAUAGGAAACCUUAAUUAUAAUGUGUUAAGUAUCAUUGCCCUAACCAAUAAGAAAGUAAGCAAAAAAAAUAUAAAAUGUUUAACAAUAUGUUUCUUAUGAGAGGGAUAGGGUGCGGUUAUAUGCCAAUUUUGUAAUUCCAAAAUAAAAACAUGUAAUACCUAUAAAA